UGUCAGGGUUUUGUCUCAAAUCUGUUGUCUGAACUGCAAGCCCAUUCGCAGUUCAUGCCUGGAUGUCUUGGAGACAGACCGUCACCGCGCGCGGCACUGCCCCGUUCCAUUCCCCUCCCCUGGUCCCUUUUUGCCUCGCGCUCUGAUAAGUAAACAGUAGCCUCGUUGACUAUCACUCGCCUCUCAGCAAAUCAGUGCGUGCUUCUCAGUGAAGCGAGGGCGCUUUGGAUUCCGUCCUCGUUCGUGUCGGGAUGGCAUUACCUCCGUAGCGGAGUGAAACAGACAGCUUUAUUUCGCAAAGGGGUGGCCGAAGUCCCCAAUUUUGUCCAUUAUCUUCAGUUCAACAGGGACUCAUUGGCUUGUUGGCUUAAUUUUGCGAUUUUGUUCUUGACUACUCUGACCACAACUUUAAAUAGCUAUACAAUGUCAGUAAAUAAUGUGCGGACGGGAAUAUUGCUCUUGCAGUGCCUGAUCACCGGCACCCUCUGCACCGCGUUCAGUUUCACGGAGGAACCUGCGGAGAGGGCUGCCAAACCGGAUGGACAUUGCAGUCGGAUUUUAAGGGCUCAGGGCGUAAAGAGAGAGACCUACAAUGAGUUUCGCUUGAGAGUGGAAGGGGACCCUGAGAGCUACCAGCCUGGCAGUACAUACAGAGUGACGCUGUAUGCCUCCCAUCCUGCCUAUUUCCGGGGAUUCACCCUCAUUGCGUUGAAGGAAGGCAGAGAGGGGGACAAUGAUGAUGACUACGCUGGGAAUUUCCAGAUCAUUGAUGAGGAGGACACCCAGUUCAUGACCAACUGCCCCCCUGCCGUGACGGAGAGCACUCCCCGCAGGAGGACCAGCAUACAGGUCUUCUGGACAGCGCCCCCUUCAGGCACCGGCUGCAUACUGCUCAAGGCAAGCAUUGUUCAGAAGAAGAUCAUCUACUUCCAGGAUGAAGGCUCCCUCACAAAGAGGAUGUGUGAGAAAGAGCCCCUCUACGGGGAGUCUACAGACAAGCCCCUAAUGGACUGCUGCGCCUGCGGAACGGCCAAGUACAGGGUGACGUUUUACGGCAACUGGUCGGAGAAGAUGCAUCCCAAAGACUACCCCAGACGUGCCAACCACUGGUCUGCGCUCAUUGGAGGCUCCCACUCGAAGAACUACGUGCUGUGGGAAUAUGGAGGCUUCGCCAGUGACGGGGUGAAGCAGGUGGCUGAGCUGGGCUCUCCUGUCAAGAUGGAGGAAGAGAUUCGCAAAAAGGGUGACGAGGUCCUGACUGUCAUUAAGAUGAAGGCUCAGUGGCCUGCGUGGCAGCCUCUCAAUGUAGAUGCAUCUUGUCACCAGGCUAGGCAGGCAGCCGCUUGGGGCUCCCAAGCCAGAUGUCGUGCGGCCCCCUCUGCGGAGUUCUCGGUGGACCGUACGCGUCACCUGAUGUCCUUCCUGACCAUGCUGGGUCCCAGCCCCGACUGGAACGUGGGCCUGUCAGCGGAGGACCUGUGCACAAAGGAGUGCGGCUGGGUGCAGAAGGUGGUGCAGGACCUCAUCCCCUGGGACGCCGGCACCGACAGUGGAGUCUCGUACGAGGCUCCAAACAGGCCCAGCGUCCCACAGGAGAAGAUCCGUCCCCUGACCAGUCUGGACCACCCCCAGAGUCCCUUCUAUGACCCAGAAGGGGGCGCCAUUACGCCCGUGGCCAGGGUGGUUGUGGAACGCAUUGCUCGCAAGGGAGAGCAGUGCAACAUUGUACCCGAUAAUGUUGAUGACAUCGUGGCGGAUAUUGCUCAGGAGGAGAAGGAAGAAGACGACACGCCGGAGACGUGCAUCUACUCCAACUGGUCCCCUUGGUCAGCCUGCAGCUCGUCCACCUGUGAGAAGGGCAAGCGGAUGCGGCAGCGCAUGCUGAAGGCCCAGCUGGACCUGAGCGUGCCCUGCCCCCACACCCAGGACUUCCAGCCCUGCAUGGGGCCCGGAUGCAGCGACGAAGCGGAUGCGUCCACCUGCAUGAUGUCGGAGUGGAUCAGCUGGUCUCCGUGCAGCGCGUCGUGUGGCAUGGGCAGCCGCUCGCGUGAGCGCUACGUCAAGCAAUUCCCUGAGGACGGCUCAAUAUGCACGCUGCCCACCGAGGAGACGGAGCCUUGCACUGUCAACGAGGAGUGCUUGGCCAGCAGUUGCCUGGUGACGGAGUGGGGGGAGUGGGAUGCCUGCAGCGCCACCUGUGGGCUGGGCAUGAAGCGGCGCGAGCGCAUGGUGAAGACGCCCCCUGCUGACGGCUCCGUGUGUGGCGCCGAGGUGGUGGAGGUGGAGAAGUGCAUGAUGCCGGAGUGCCACACCAUCCCGUGCCUGCUGUCCCCGUGGUCGGACUGGAGUGACUGCAGUGUGACGUGUGGCAAGGGCUCGCGUACCCGCCAGCGCGCUCUCAAGUCGCCCCUGGAGCUGGGGGAGUGUCAAGAGGAACUGGACCAGGUGGAGAAGUGCAUGCUGCCCGAGUGUCCGAUGGACUGCCUCCUGACGGAGUGGUCCGAGUGGUCCGAGUGCAACAAGUCGUGCGGUAAAGGCCACAUGAUCCGGACGCGCAUGGUGAAGAUGGAGCCGCAGUUCGGCGGCAACGCCUGCCCCGAGACGGUGCAGCGCAAGAGGUGCAAGGUGCGCAAGUGCAGCCGGGGCGGCGCCAACAGCGAGGAGAGGAGGCGGCGCAAGGAGGCGCGGGAGAAGCGACGCAACAGCAAGCAGGGCCGCGAGGAAACAGUGGAAGGACAUGCGGCGUGUAAAAUGAAGCCAUGGUCAGCGUGGACGGACUGCACCAAGCUGUGCGGCGGGGGGAUCCAGGAGCGCCUGAUGACGGCCAAGAAGAGGUUCAGGAGUUCCCAGCUCAGCAGCUGCAAGGACAGGAAGGAGAUCCGCGCCUGCAACGUGCACCCCUGCUAGACACUAACUGGGGGAACCGGGAUGUGGGGGACGACAAACAUCUCCACGUGAAUGGGGGCGGGACAUGUGUGUUGAUGAUUGGGGAACGCCAUUGAGUGAGGAGCGCUGUCGAUGAAUGAUGCAGCGCACCACACACAAACACACACACACACACACACACACACUAAUUAGGGCUUUUCUGGUGCAUAAACGAAACAAGUAGAUAUCUGUGUAGAGACUGCAACUUUUAAACGGCCUGUAAAUAGUUAUUAAAAGCCUGGCUGGAUCACAGGAGCGGAUGUACUAUAAAGGAUCUACUGUAAGACGCUGACUAUGUACGUAUAUGCCAGUUGUAAGCCCAGGUGAAUUCCGUGGAAUUCUACAGUAUGGUGAUGUUCAUGUCAGGCAGGAUUUGUUGUAUCUUUUUGUUAGUUGGGUAAUAUAUUAUCUUGAGAAAAACAACUAUCAAAUUACAUACCAUGGCGUCUCAAACAAAAAACUGUCAUUAUUUAAUGUCAGAUUUUGUUUCAUACUGUAUUUGUUUGUUUUCUGCCUACUGAGUGGUCGCAAAUGUCUCAUACAGAAGUUGGCGAUUGAGGGAAUUGAAGGAACAAACAAACUUGAAGGUCUGAGUGAAAAUGAUGUGCCCUUGUGGUCAUCACAGGUCUCUGCAACUCAGAUGGAGGCCGAAACACAGAUUAUUGCCAGUCAAUUUUAGCCCACAACAACUGAAGGCUCCACGAAUAGUCAAAUGAAUUGGGUUCCGACAGGUUUCAGAUCAGAUUCACAACCCUUUGAUUUCAUUUAUGGUAACACUUUACUUGACAUGUCCCAUCAUAACACAUUCAUAACAGCUUUUAUACACUUUGCAUGGAGCAUUCAUGACUGUUUCAUUAGACAUUCAUGCCUAAACUUUCAUGAACAUGGAGGAUGAAAGGACAGCAACUUGUCAAAAUAAAAGAUAAACAAAGCAGCAUUGCAGGUUAAAUGAGGGGGUUAGAUGAAGCUUUUAUUUUGACAAGUUGCUGUCCUUUUGUCUUUCAUGAAAGGUUUGCUAUGAAUGUUUUACUAAACAGUCAUGAAUCCUUCAUGCAAAGUGUAUAACAGCUGCUGUGAAUGCAGCGACACGCCAAGUUAAGUGUAACCUCGUUUUUUUUUUGCUACCUGUACUGUACAACCUGUUGCCUACACAUUUGUUGUACGGCGAAACUGCUGUAAACUUGUUGUGGUAUUAUAUUAUUCUCAAAUAAUGACAAUAGACUUAAAAUAUUUCAUUGAGAAGUAGAACUGUUACAUCCUGUGGUUUCUUCUUUAGUAGUGUAUUAUAUUCCUGGUCUAAAAGCACAGGUAAUAUGCCAUUCCAGCAUUUUAUAUGCCUCAAACUGUUGCCGUUUUUAGGACAAAUGAACAAACAAAUCUGUUGUGAUUUUUACUCAGCAGAAAUAAAAUUAAAUGCUCCUCAACUAAUACCUUUAUAAUUUUUUGCAUUAUUUUUGCUUUUCUUUUUAAGAAUUAUGCAUUUCUUUUUAUAUAUAAGAAUGUCACCCAAGAUUCUUACCAAAGUCUUGUGUAGAUGUUUUCUAGUUGUCUUUGUCUUUU
Engraulis encrasicolus (European anchovy) is the source of this 4485-nucleotide messenger RNA. It is a transcript of the gene spon1a, whose product is annotated as spondin 1a. The record is from RefSeq and is a predicted model, not a curated record. The coding region runs from base 424 to 2907 and encodes 827 amino acids. NCBI's taxonomy places the organism in Eukaryota, Metazoa, Chordata, Actinopteri, Clupeiformes, Engraulidae. Gene Ontology annotation, cellular component: extracellular matrix. The transcript is spliced from 17 exons. Gene Ontology annotation, biological process: cell adhesion.